Syngnathus acus (greater pipefish) is the source of this 839-nucleotide messenger RNA. RefSeq names its product mitochondrial contact site and cristae organizing system subunit 13 (gene micos13). Bases 136 to 477 code for a protein of 113 amino acids. The transcript is spliced from 4 exons. The record is from RefSeq and is a predicted model, not a curated record. Gene Ontology annotation, biological process: cristae formation. Lineage: Eukaryota; Metazoa; Chordata; Actinopteri; Syngnathiformes; Syngnathidae. Gene Ontology annotation, cellular component: MICOS complex; mitochondrial crista junction.
GUGAUGGAUCGGAAACUUUAUUGACACCGAUUUUCGGACAAACAACAGUGUGUCCUUCAGUCCAGGUUGUUUUUGAUGCCCUUCUGAAACCAAGAAUCGGGGUCGGUUUGAAAGGAAAGCGUUCUUUUGUGGACCAUGGCGGCGAAGAUUUUCCCUCUCAUCAAACUGGCCACGAAGGUGACUAUCGCAGGAGGGGCUCUUUACGUCGCCUUUGAUUCCGGGCUCCUGGGCACCAGCAAGCAGGGCUCCGAAGCUUUGGGGCGGGCCCAAGCGGCCAUACCGCCCGCUUUGGAGGAGUGGAUGAAGUAUUUUGGCUUGCAGGCUCAACUUCCAGCAGUACCCAAAGUUGAAUUCUCUCCGGUCCAAGCUUGGAAUUCUGGGGUGAGAACAUCCAUUUCAGCUCUGUCGGAGGCGCCAAGAAAAGCAAGCGAAUAUUCCACUCGGGGCUUGCAAUAUGUUAAAGACCUCACCAAGUGAACAGUAACACAUCCAAGCGUCUUUAUCACUAAGUUUGCACGUGACGGACUUGUUCUAAAGAGUUGCAGCCUGUUGAGCAGGGGUGGGGAAGAUUCUACCAUGCACACAGCCAUGCAAUUCUAAAUAAGAUCAUUUAUUUUGGAAAAAAAAAAGUCCACUUACACUCAGAGCAUAAUCAUGAAUAUUUGUUCAAUUGUCAUAUUUUCCACUUGCAGGACUAAAAUGGCAGCUGAUAGGACAAAAGUUCCCCACCUCUGUUCAAUAGAAGAAACAUCAAGUUGUUCAAUUUAAGAGACGUAGGUUGUGGUAUUGUACAUAAUGCUAGAAUAUAAAAUUUUUAAAAUAAACAACCAAUUGCUCAA